CUAUGAUAAGUCUUGAUAAGCUUCUUGUACGACGAUGACUUCUCGUUGACGUUGUGCAAACCAAUAUUGUGUUACGUUGGAGGAAGCUGAUGAUCGUGAGGUUGCAAACCCCACAGUCUAACGAAAAUGGCGCGUUGCAGUUGAAUAUGCCGACAUCCCACUAUGACUGCAAGCUUAUCAGUAGUUCUGUGUUGGCAUUACUGUUACCAAAUUGUGAUAAUGACUCUUACCGAAUUUGACCGGUGACUUGAAGGUCGAAUUCAAGUAAUUGAGAAGGCCUGUUCAGCCCCCCCGAGUUUGGCUGACUUUUGCUGAAGUCCUGAUCCCUCUUUUUACAUCACCAAGACCUUUCUCCAGGACAAGUCGCCAGAAACACACGAUAAACAAGCAAAAUGGCUCCUCAAGCUCAGGCUCGUCGGCCUCACUUCGAGUCUUUCCCAGACGAAGAAACCCCUUUGAUCCAACCGAUACAAGACCCUUCGAUCGACUCCAAGAGUCGUUCACCAUGGCUCGACGAAACUGUCCUACUUGUCAAAGCCUCUGUGCCAGUCAUACUAGCCUACAUGCUCCAGAACAGUCUUCAAACAGUUUCCAUCCUCAUGGUUGGACGUCUAUCACCCGAAGCACUUGCGACCGCUGCGUUUUCUUACAUGUUCGCCAUGGCAACGGCUUGGCUCAUCGCCUUGGGCGGAACAACUGCCCUCGAUACGCUCGGUUCGAGUACCUUCACAAGCUCAAAGAAUAAACAUGAUUUGGGAAUAUUGUUGCAGAGGGGCUUGUUCGUGUUGACGGGCUUUUAUGCGGUGGUCGCGAUUAUUUGGUGCUUCUCUGGAUAUAUCUUCCGGGCUCUUGGACAGGAAGACUUUAUCUGUGUCCAGGGUCCCAAAUUCUUGCAGUUGUUGAUUCCUGGUGGCCUUGGUUAUGUAUGGUUUGAGGCGAUGAAGAAGUUUCUUCAAGCCCAAGGGAUUUAUCGUCCUGGUACCUACGCACUGCUCGUCACUUCUCCCCUCAACGCUUUGCUCAACUACAUCUUCAUAUACCCCCUUGGCUUUGGUCUGUACGGGUCACCCAUCGCCACUGGCAUCUCGUACUGGCUCUCUUUCUUCAUAUUAGUUGGCUAUGCCGCUUUCGUGAAGGGGGGCGAAUGCUGGGGCGGCUUUGAUCCACGCAGAGCUCUCAAACAUCUUGCACCCUUUGCAAAGCUUGCCUUCCUCGGUGUCAUUCAUGUCGGUACAGAGUGGUGGGCUUUUGAGAUUGUCGCUCUUGCUGCUGGUCGUCUUGGAACAAUACCUCUUGCUGCUCAGUCCGUUGUCAUGACUUUGGAUCAAAUCAUCAACACCAUCCCGUUUGGUCUUGGAGUUGCCGCAUCUUCCAGAUUGGGCAACCUCUUAGGUCUGGGAGAUCCUCUACAGGCAAGACGCUGUGCGCACGCCGCAGCUCUCCUGUCUGUGUUCUUCGGAACCGCGAUCCUUGCGAUCCUCAUGUCUACAAAGAAUGUCAUCGGUCGCAUGUUCAACGACGACCAAGACGUCAUUUCACUUGUCGCUCACAUUAUGCCUUAUGUGGCACUCUUCCAGAUCGCAGAUGGUCUGAAUGGGAGUUGUGGGGGAGCUCUAAGGGGAAUGGGGCGACAGUGGGUUGGGGCGCUUGUCAACUGUAUUAGCUAUUACGGAGGUGCACUGCCAGCUGGGAUAUGGCUUGCUUUCCAGGGUUGGGGUCUUUCUGGACUUUGGGUUGGACAAUGUGUUGCGUUGUUCCUGGUUGGUAUUCUAGAGUGGAUUAUAAUCGCGAUGUGUGACUGGAGAAAAGAGAUUCAGAGGGCCGCGGAUAGAAUUGAGAAUGGGGGCAUGGAAAGUGUACACUGAGAUAGAUGACAUGAUAGACAAUAUUGGAUAUAGUCAAUAUCACUUUGGCAUCAUAAAAGCUC
Fusarium redolens is the source of this 1927-nucleotide messenger RNA. RefSeq names its product mate-domain-containing protein. NCBI's taxonomy places the organism in Eukaryota, Fungi, Ascomycota, Sordariomycetes, Hypocreales, Nectriaceae. The transcript has a single exon. Gene Ontology annotation, biological process: xenobiotic detoxification by transmembrane export across the plasma membrane. Gene Ontology annotation, molecular function: xenobiotic transmembrane transporter activity; antiporter activity. The record is from RefSeq and is a predicted model, not a curated record. Gene Ontology annotation, cellular component: membrane. The coding region runs from base 393 to 1865 and encodes 490 amino acids.